Molecule: messenger RNA, 9242 nt
Organism: Drosophila subpulchrella
Lineage: Eukaryota; Metazoa; Arthropoda; Insecta; Diptera; Drosophilidae
Product: serine-rich adhesin for platelets
Exons: 5
Coding region: 1-9216 (3071 amino acids)
Source: RefSeq, a predicted model, not a curated record
AUGCGCUUGUUUUUCGUCGCGGUUUUUGCCGCUCUUGUGGCCCUCGCAGCGGCCCAAUCCGAAUCUAAAACGGUUACGGCGGUGGCCACCCCGGAUAUAAAGGCUCAGCCAUGUUGUGAAAGUGUUCGACAAACUUUAAUUGAAAUACGAAAGGAUAUUCGUCUGUGGCUGCUGGACAGGCUUUUCGGAAAGUUGCUUCUCUUGCAUGACGGAGAACUGCUUGGAAAUCCGAAUUACGUGAAUUGUGUUAACGGGAAAAAAAUACUCGAAUUAUCCGAUGAGAGCUCUGCUACCAGUCAGUCUUCGUCCACAACCACCACGACAACCUCUUCGGAUGAUGGCCAAACCACCGUGUCGUCUUCUCCAGCAGUAGAAGUCACUGAGGGAAGUUCGUCGAGUGAUGAUGGAAGCUCUGGUCAGUCGUCGACAACCUCCACAACCACAACGACAAUAUCGUCAGAUGAGGAUCAAGCCAGCACCUCAUCUGAUCCAAUUGUUGAAGUCACUCAUGGAACAAGUGCUGGAAACUCCAGUCAGUCUUCGUCCACAACCACCUCGACAACCUCUUCGGAUGAUGGUCAAACCACCGUGUCGUCUUCUCCAGCAGUAGAAGUCACUGAGGGAUCUUCGUCGAAUGAUGAUGGAAGCUCUGGUCAGUCGUCGACAACCUCCACAACUACAACCACAUCGACAACAUCUACUGAUGAGGGUCAAGCCAGCACCUCAUCUGACCCUGUUGUGGAAGUCACUCAGGGAACGAAUAGUGCUGGAAACUCCAGUCAGUCUUCGUCCACAACCACCUCGACAACCUCUUCGGAUGAUGGUCAAACCACCGUGUCGUCUUCUCCAGCAGUAGAAGUCACUGAGGGAUCUUCGUCGAAUGAUGAUGGAAGCUCUGGCCAGUCGUCGACAACCUCCACAACCACAACCACAUCGACAACAUCUUCUGAUGAGGGUCAAGCCAGCACCUCAUCUGAUCCAAUUGUUGAAGUCACUCAGGGAAUAAGUGCUGGAAACUCCAGUCAGUCUUCGUCCACAACCACCUCGACAACCUCUUCGGAUGAUGGUCAAACCACCGUGUCGUCUUCUCCAGCAGUAGAAGUCACUGAGGGAUCUUCGUCGAAUGAUGAUGGAAGCUCUGGUCAGUCGUCGACAACCUCCACAACUACAACCACAACGACAACAUCUUCGGAUGAGGAUCAAGCCAGACCCUCAUCUGAUCCAAUUGUUGAAGUCACUCAGGGAACAAGUGCCGGAAACUCCAGUCAGUCUUCGUCCACAACCACCUCGUCAACCUCUUCGGAUGAAGGUCAAACCACCGUGUCGUCUUCUCCAGCAGUAGAAGUCACUGAGGGAAGUUCGUCGAAUGAUGAUGGAAGCUCUGGUCAGUCGUCGACAACCUCCACAACCACAACCACAACGACAACAUCUUCGGAUGAGGAUCAAGCCAGACCCUCAUCUGAUCCAAUUGUUGAAGUCACUCAGGGAACAAGUGCCGGAAACUCCAGUCAGUCUUCGUCCACAACAAUCUCGUCAACCUCUUCGGAUGAAGGUCAAACCACCGUGUCGUCUUCUCCAGCAGUAGAAGUCACUGAGGGAUCUUCGUCGAAUGGUGAUGGAAGCUCUGGUCAGUCGUCGACAACCUCCACAACCACAACCACAUCAACAACAUCUUCUGAUGAGGGUCAAGCCAGCACCUCAUCUGACCCUUUUAAGGAAGUCACUCAGGGAACGAAUAUUGCUGGAAACUCCAGUAAGUCUUCGUCCACAACCACCACGACAACCUCUUCGGAUGAUGGUCAAACCACCGUGUCGUCUUCUCCAGCAGUAGAAGUCACUGAGGGAUCUUCGUCGAGUGAUGAUGGAAGCUCUGGUCAGUCGUCGACAACCUCCCCAACCACAACCACAACGACAACAUCUUCGGAUGAGGAUCAAGCCAGCACCUCAUCUGACCCAAUUGUUGAAGUCACUCAGGGAACAAGUGCUGGAAACUCCAGUCAGUCUUCGUCCACAACCACCUCGACAGCCUCUUCGGAUGACGGUCAAACCACCGUGUCGUCUUCUCCAGCAGUAGAAGUCACUGAGGGAAGUUCGUCGAAUGAUGAUGGAAGCUCUGGUCAAUCGUCGACAACCUCCACAACCACAACCACAACGACAACAUCUUCGGAUGAGGGUCAAGACAACACCUCAUCUGACCCUACUGUGGAAGUCACUCAGGGAACGAAUACUGCUGGAAACUCCAGUCAGUCUUCGUCCACAACCACCUCGACAACCUCUUCGGAUGAUGGUCAAACCACCGUGUCGUCUUCUCCAGCAGUAGAAGUCACUGAGGGAUCUUCGUCGAAUGAUGAUGGAAGCUCUGGUCAGUCGUCGACAACCUCCACAACCACAACCACAUCGACAACAUCUUCUGAUGAGGGUCAAGCCAGCACCUCAUCUGACCCUAUUGUGGCAGUCACUCAGGGAACGAAUAGUGCUGGAAACUCCAGUCAGUCUUCGUCCACAACCACCUUGACAGCCUCUUCGGAUGAUGGUCAAACCACCGUGUCGUCUUCUCCAGCAGUAGAAGUCACUGAGGGAUCUUCGUCGAAUGAUGAUGGAAGCUCUGGUCAGUCGUCGACAACCUCCACAACUACAACCACAACCACAACGACAACAUCUUCGGAUGGGAGUCAAGACAACACCUCAUCUGACCCUACUGUGGAAGUCACUCAGGGAACGAAUACUGCUGGAAACUCCAGUCAGUCUUCGUCCACAACCACCACGACAACCCCUUCGGAUGAUGAUCAAACCACCGUGUCGUCUUCUCCAGCAGUAGAAGUCACUGAGGGAUCUUCGUCGAAUGAUGAUGGAAGCUCUGGUCAGUCGUCGACAACCUCCACAACUACAACCACAACGACAACAUCUUCGGAUGAGGGUCAAGACAACACCUCAUCUGACCCUACUGUGGAAGUCACUCAGGGAACGAAUACUGCUGGAAACUCCAGUCAGUCUUCGUCCACAACCACCACGACAACCCCUUCGGAUGAUGAUCAAACCACCGUGUCGUCUUCUCCAGCAGUAGAAGUCACUGAGGGAUCUUCGUCGAAUGAUGGUGGAAGCUCUGGUCAGUCGUCGACAACCUCCACAACCACAACCACAACGACAACAUCUUCGGGUGAGGGUCAAGCCAGCACCUCAUCUGACCCUACUGUGGAAGUCACUCAGGGAACAAACAGUGCUGGAAACUCCAGUCAGUCUUCGUCCGCAACCACCACGACAACCUCUUCGGAUGAAGGUCAAACCACCGUGUCGUCUUCUCCAGCAGUAGAAGUCACUGAAGGAUCUUCGUCGAAUGAUGAUGGAAGCUCUGGUCAGUCGUCGACAGCCUCCACAACCACAACCACAUCGACAACAUCUUCUGAUGAGGGUCAAGGCAGCACCUCAUCUGACCCAAUUGUUGAAGUCACUCAGGGAACAAGUGCCGGAAACUCCAGUCAUCAGUCUUCGUCCACAACCACCUCGACAACCUCUUCGGAUGAUGGUCAAACCACAGUGUCGUCUUCUCCAGCAGUAGAAGUCACUGAGGGAUCUUCGUCGAAUGAUGAUGGAAGCUCUGGUCAGUCGUCGACAACCUCCACAACCACAACCACAUCGACAACAUCUUCUGAUGAGGGUCAAGCCAGCACCUCAUCUGACCCUAUUGUGGAAGUCACUCAGGGAACGAAUAGUGCUGGAAACUCCAGUCAGUCUUCGUCCACAACCACCUCGACAACCUCUUCGGAUGAUGGUCAAACCGUGUCGUCUUCUCCAGCAGUAGAAGUCACUGAGGGAAGUUCGUCGAAUGAUGAUGGAAGCUCUGGUCAAUUGUCGACAACCUCCACAACCACAACCACAACGACAACAUCUUCGGAUGAGGGUCAAGACAACACCUCAUCUGACCCUACUGUAGAAGGCACUCAGGGAACAAGUGCUGGAAACUCCAGUCAGUCUUCGUCCACAACCACCUCGACAACCUCUUCGGAUGAUGGUCAAACCACCGUGUCGUCUUCUCCAGCAGUAGAAGUCACUGAGGGAUCUUCUUCGAAUGAUGAUGGAAGCUCUGGUCAGUCGUCGACAACCUCCACAACUACAACCACAACGACAACAUCUUCGGAUGAGGAUCAAGCCAGCACCUCAUCUGACCCUAUUGUGGAAGUCACUCAGGGAACGAAUAGUGCUGGAAACUCCAGUCAGUCUUCGUCCACAACCACCUCGACAACCUCUUCGGAUGAUGGUCAAACCACCGUGUCGUCUUCUCCAGCAGUAGAAGUCACUGAGGGAUCUUCUUCGAAUGAUGAUGGAAGCUCUGGUCAGUCGUCGACAACCUCCACAACUACAACCACAACGACAACAUCUUCGGAUGAGGAUCAAGCCAGCACCUCAUCUGACCCUAUUGUGGAAGUCACUCAGGGAACGAAUAGUGCUGGAAACUCCAGUCAGUCUUCGUCCACAACCACCUCGACAGCCUUUUCGGAAGAAGGUCAAACCACCGUGUCGUCUUCUCCAGCAGUAGAAGUCACUGAGGGAAGUUCGUCGAAUGAUGAUGGAAGCUCUGGUCAGUCGUCGACAACCUCCACAACUACAACCACAACGACAACAUCUUCGGAUGAGGGUCAAGACAACACCUCAUCUGACCCUACUGUGGAAGUCACUCAGGGAACGAAUACUGAUGGAAACUCCAGUCAGUCUUCGUCCACAACCACCACGACAACCCCUUCGGAUGAUGAUCAAACCACCGUGUCGUCUUUUCCAGCAGUAGAAGUCACUGAGGGAUCUUCGUCGAAUGAUGAUGGAAUCUUUGGUCAGUCGUCGACAACCUCCACAACCACAACCACAACGACAACAUCUUCGGGUGAGGGUCAAGCCAGCACCUCAUCUGACCCUACUGUGGAAGUCACUCAGGGAACAAACAGUGCUGGAAACUCCAGUCAGUCUUCGUCCACAACCACCACGACAACCUCUUCGGAUGAAGGUCAAACCACCGUGUCGUCUUCUCCAGCAGUAGAAGUCACUGAGGGAUCUUCGUCGAAUGAUGAUGGAAGGUCUGGUCAGUCGUCGACAACCUCCACAACUACAACCACAACGACAACAUCUUCGGAUGAGGGUCAAGACAACACCUCAUCUGACCCUACUGUGGAAGUCACUCAGGGAACGAAUACUGCUGGAAACUCCAGUCAGUCUUCGUCCACAACCACCUCGACAACCUCUUCGGAUGAUGGUCAAACCACCGUGUCGUCUUCUCCAGCAGUAGAAGUCACUGAGGGAUCUUCGUCGAAUGAUGAUGGAAGCUCUGGUCAGUCGUCGACAACCUCCACAACCACAACCACAUCGACAACAUCUUCUGAUGAGGGUCAAGCCAGCACCUCAUCUGAUCCAAUUGUUGAAGUCACUCAGGGAACAAGUGCUGGAAACUCCAGUCAUCAGUCUUCGUCCACAACCACCUCGACAACCUCUUCGGAUGAAGGUCAAACCACCGUGUCGUCUUCUCCAGCAGUAGAAGUCACUGAGGGAUCUUCGUCGAAUGAUGAUGGAAGCUCUGGUCAGUCGUCGACAACCUCCACAACCACAACCACAUCGACAACAUCUUCUGAUGAGGGUCAAGCCAGCACCUCAUCUGACCCUAUUGUGGAAGUCACACAGGGAACGAAUAGUGCUGGAAACUCCAGUCAGUCUUCGUCCACAACCACCUCGUCAACCUCUUCGGAUGAAGAUCAAACCACCGUGUCGUCUUCUCCAGCAGUAGAAGUCACUGAGGGAUCUUCGUCGAAUGAUGAUGGAAGCUCUGGGCAGUCGUCGACAACCUCCACAACUACAACCACAACGACAACAUCUUCGAAUGAGGAUCAAGCCAGCACCUCAUCUGACCCUAUUGUGGAAGUCACUCAGGGAACGAAUAGUGCUGGAAACUCCAGUCAGUCUUCGUCCACAACCACCUCGACAGCCUCUUCGGAUGAUGGUCAAACCACCGUGUCGUCUUCUCCAGCAGUAGAAGUCACUGAGGGAUCUUCGUCGAAUGAUGAUGGAAGCUCUGGUCAGUCGUCGACAACCUCCACAACUACAACCACAACGACAACAUCUUCGGAUGAGGGUCAAGACAACACCUCAUCUGACCCUACUGUGGAAGUCACUCAGGGAACGAAUACUGCUGGAAACUCCAGUCAGUCUUCGUCCACAACCACCUCGUCAACCUCUUCGGAUGAAGGUCAAACCACCGUGUCGUCUUCUCCAGCAGUAGAAGUCACUGAGGGAUCUUCGUCGAAUGAUGAUGGAAGCUCUGGUCAGUCGUCGACAACCUCCACAACCACAACCACAUCGACAACAUCUUCUGAUGAGGGUCAAGCCAGCACCUCAUCUGACCCUAUUGUGGAAGUCACACAGGGAACGAAUAGUGCUGGAAACUCCAGUCAGUCUUCGUCCACAACCACCUCGUCAACCUCUUCGGAUGAAGAUCAAACCACCGUGUCGUCUUCUCCAGCAGUAGAAGUCACUGAGGGAUCUUCGUCGAAUGAUGAUGGAAGCUCUGGGCAGUCGUCGACAACCUCCACAACUACAACCACAACGACAACAUCUUCGAAUGAGGAUCAAGCCAGCACCUCAUCUGACCCUAUUGUGGAAGUCACUCAGGGAACGAAUAGUGCUGGAAACUCCAGUCAGUCUUCGUCCACAACCACCUCGACAACCUCUUCGGAUGAUGGUCAAACCACCGUGUCGUCUUCUCCAGCAGUAGAAGUCACUGAGGGAAGUUCGUCGAAUGGUGAUGGAAGCUCUGGUCAAUCGUCGACAACCUCCACAACCACAACCACAACGACAACAUCUUCGGAUGAGGGUCAAGACAACACCUCAUCUGACCCUACUGUGGAAGUCACUCAGGGAACGAAUACUGCUGGAAACUCCAGUCAGUCUUCGUCCACAACCACCUCGACAGCCUCUUCGGAUGAAGGUCAAACCACCGUGUCGUCUUCUCCAGCAGUAGAAGUCACUGAGGGAAGUUCGUCGAAUGAUGAUGGAAGCUCUGGUCAGUCGUCGACAACCUCCACAACUACAACCACAACGACAACAUCUUCGGAUGAGGGUCAAGACAACACCUCAUCUGACCCUACUGUGGAAGUCACUCAGGGAACGAAUACUGCUGGAAACUCCAGUCAGUCUUCGUCCACAACCACCACGACUUCUGAUGUUAUCGUUAAUGGUGGCAAAUCGGGCUCAAAAUGGACUAAAACCACAAAAACUUCAAAGGUUACCAAGUUUAAUGGGAAUUCUAACUCCAGCUCAAGCGAAACUACUACAACAAUAACGACUAGCACUUCCUCUACACCUCAAAUUAAACGUUCCAGGUCGAGCUCAUCUAAGAAAACUUCCAGUGGUGGUAAGGUUCGGACCAAGCGGUCGAGCAAAAAAUCCCACAAGACUAAAAAUAACAAUUCAUCAAUUGAUGGAGCAGAAUCGUCUGCUUCAUUAUUUGAUGGAAAUAGUUCCAAUGAUGGCGCAAACUCGAGUCAGCCUUCAACAACAUCAACUACAAAUCCCAAGUUUAAUGGGAAUUCUAACUCCAGCUCAAGCGAAACGACUACAACAAUAACGACUAGCUCUUCCUUGACACCUCAAAUUAAACGUUCCAGGUCGAGCUCAACGAAGAAAACUUCCAGUGGUGGUAAGAUUCGGACCAAGCGGUCGAGCAAAAAAUCCCACAAGAGUAAAAAUAACAGUUCAUCAGUUAAUGGAGCAGAAUCGUCUGAUGCAUUAUUUGAUGGAAAUAGUUCCAAUGAUGGUGCAAGCGCGAGUCAGUCUUCAACAACAACAACAAUUACCUCAAGCGAUGGAAGCGAUCAGUCCAGCUCUUCGUCUUUGCCUGCAGUAGACGCCAGUGUAGCUUCACAAAGCAGCAAAUCCAGGUCCUCUAAGGUUCCCAAAUCUAAUGAUAGAUCGAGCUCCAGAUCUAGCAAAACCACAAAAACCGUAACGACAAGCUCUUCCUCUGCACCUAAGAGCAAGCAUUCCUGGUCGAGUUCAUCAAAGAAAACUUCCAUUGGUGGAAAAUCGAACAAGACUUCCUCGACCACGACAACGACUUUUUCAGAUAAGGGUCAUACAGACAGUUCUUUGGACCCCCACAUCGAAAUCACUCAGGGUAGUCCUUUGAACGAUAAUGAAAGCUCGAAUCAGGUCGUCACAACGACUACCUCCUCUGAGAGCCUAGUUGGUACUCCUUCUUCUCCUGUCGUCAAAGUGAUCAAGGAAAGUUCCAUAAGCAAAGGAGGAAAAACCAUACGAUCGUCAACCACAACAACAACUACAACCACAAAUGGAAGUAAGCAGUCGGGCACCACACCUCAUAAAGUGGUUGAUGCUAGCGUAGUGGCUCAUGGUGGAAAGUCGAGCUCAAAAUCUUCAACGACAACCAAAACAACAUCCACUAAUGGAGGUAAAUCGUCAGGUAUCUUGUCCCUACCAGACGUUGACGCCACCACAUCACUUACCGGCGGAAGGUCAGGAUCAACAUUGACUAAAACCACUAAGACCUACACCUCAAAGAGCUCCGCAGUUCCCAAGUCUUCUUCGAGAAAAACGACAACUACAACCAUUACGACGAAAACUUCAUCGGUCCCUAAAACUGAGACUAAAUACUCCUGGUCUAGUUCUUCGAAUAGAGCCUCAAAUCCAAUACGCCUAACCCCGCCAACCGUUAAUGCAGGCAUCUCUGUUGGUGGAGGAGAUUCAUCGAACUCAUGGUCGAAGAUUAUUAAAAGAAGUACCACAGGUGGUAAGACCAACGCCAGAGAUAGUUCAUCCCUUUCUGGAUCUAUUGUAGGUGCAGGCGGCACUCGUGGCGCACAGUCCUGGUCCCAGCGAUCAGGAUUCUCGGGAGGCAGUUCUACUGCGCAGGGAUCUCCAGACAUCCGAUUCCGGUUAGCCCGAGGUCAGACCAGUAACGAAGCUCAGUUGCAAAACUCGAAUCCCUGGACCAGAAGCACCAGCCAAGAUAGCGGAAGCUUCGAUAACGGAGACCUAUCCGUAGAUGGCCAGAAUAUGCAGGGGUUGGAGAGCUCCAGUGACCCUUCUAUGAUCCAAGGAGGCUACGUGGGCGCAACAGGACAGUAUCCCUACUGGUGGGGAGUUGGAGCCAGACGAAGCUGGACGCCUUAUGGAUGGCGUCCAUACGGAAGCGGAUGGGGUAGUUGGAGCAAUCAAUAUUAAAGUUGGACCGUGGGAAUGGAUAAGGC